CACACACACACACACACACACACACACACACACACACACACACACACACACACACACACACACACACACACACACACACAGUAUACACACUUCACCGUGACCAUCAGGUUCUCGGAGGUUUCUUCAAGCAAUGGAGCUCAGUGUUUACUGAAUUUUCACUCGUGAGCGUUCACUUGACAGACCAGGGUUGCGAGGACGUAAAUGAAUAUUCCACAACGAAGGAUUAAACUCGCUCUCACAAUGACAUUCUGAAACCCGAUCAAAAUGGCGAAGCCCUUCUACAGACUUCAGCGCUUUUUGCGACGGACUCAGUUGCUUUUCCUCUUCCUGGGCGUGGCUUACCUCAUGGCAGGAAGCGUCCUCUUGCUGCAGAGAUCAGGACUGGUGGUUUCUCAGCGCGACAGCUCGUUUCCUCCACCCUCGCUGCCUUCACCUCCACGAGCACUCGAGGCUCCAGCUCUCAGGACUGGGCAUGGCGUGAUGGGGUCACGCUUGGGAAGUAAAGCGUACCAGGUUGGUCAGUCGGACGAUGGGAGCGAAGCACAAUGGCUCCUGACACGCAACCAGGAGAUCCGGCAUCUUCGGCGACGUUGGUUCCAUAGUUUAAUGUCUGAGCAGGACACAAAAAGGAUUGAGAGGGUUACUCCUAAGAGGAAAGUCAGGCACAAAGGAAGCUACGUUGGAUGUUUUAUGGACGAUGCUAAGGAUCGAACCUUAAAGGGUAUGGUGUUCUACGAUUUCCGCAAAAUGACCAGCACUUUAUGUCAAGACACCUGCACCGAAAGUGGCUACCAGUACGCUGGCCUGGAGUACGGGUCCGAGUGCUACUGUGGCAACCGGAUCGCCGGCGCUCGUAUGAAGGAGGAAGAUUGUAAUCUGGACUGUAAAGGAGAAAAAGGGUUUAUCUGUGGCGGCGUGGCUCGUCUGUCUGUCUACAAAGUGGAGGAGGUUCUUCCCAGCCAGAGGAGAUACAGGAACGUACGCUAUCGUGGCUGCUUCAGAAGGCCGGACAACACAACCGCGGCGUCUCUGGUCCGCAUGGUUCAGCCGAACCGUACGUCCCAGACGUGUGUCGAGGCCUGCAUGGACAAGGAGUUCCCCUUAGCCAUGCUGAGCGUUCCGGGGUGUUUCUGUGGCUACGUUACCCCAUCGUUCUCCCUUCACGAUCCAAUCAAUGAAGAGCACUGUGCUCAGAUCAACAGCAGCCUGAUGACCAGCACAUCACAGCCCUACUUCCUGCAGGUUUAUCAGACCCCUGUGCAGGACUCCAGAUGCACAGAGCGAAGGUUCCUACCGGAAAAAUCUAGCCACUUGGUGGCCCUGUCCAGUUUCCCCGGAGCGGGAAAUACCUGGGUGCGACAUCUGAUUGAGCUCGCGACUGGAUACUACACAGGAAGCUACUACUUUGAUGGCACACUUUAUAACAGAGGCUUCAAGGGCGAGAAGGAUUACUGGAAAAGUGGACGCACCAUCUGCGUGAAGACGCACGAGAGCGGCAAGCGGGACAUCGAGAUGUACGACUCGGCCGUCUUGCUGAUCAGAAACCCGUACCGCUCUCUCACGGCCGAGUUCAACCGCAAAUGUGCCGGACAUCUCGGCUACGCUUCGGACCAGCACUGGAAGAGCAAAGAAUGGCCCGAGUUUGUCGGCAGUUACGCCUCCUGGUGGGCGUCUCACGUCCUAGACUGGCUUCGGUUUGGCCGAAAGCUCCUGGUGCUUCAUUAUGAAGAGCUGCAGGGAUCUUUGGUGCCCAAGCUCCGCUCAGUUAUCUCCUUCCUCAAUGUCAGCACCAGUGAGGAACGCCUCCUGUGCGCCGAAACCAACAAGGACGGCCAUUUCAAGCGCUCCGGAGCUCACCGGCCCACCUUUGACCCCUUCACCCCGGACAUGAGAAAGCUGAUUGACAGUUAUAUCAAGGUGGUGGAUCAGGCGCUCAGACAGAACAACCACACCGGCCUGCCUCAGGAGUACAUCCCGAGAUGAUAAGGGUUAUUUCAUCAGUGCCGUUAAGUUUUCCCUUCAACUAAGGGAAGUGAAGGGCUUUAUUCAGGAGAAAUAUCGGUUCUGGUUUUGGAGCUCGGUCCGGAUUUUAUUUAUUUUUUUUCCAGUUUAACUCAGCACUCAGCAGAACUCAGUCACGCUUCAGGUUGCCGUGCAGAUUCAUUAAAGAUUCAGUCUCAUCAGAUUCCGACUAACAUCCAUAGGAAGAGCGUUGAGUGUUAGUCCAGGAGGAAGCGGAUGUCGAUAACAUGUAUAGCAUUUUCUACAGGUUUCAUUUAAUACAUUUUGCUUAGUCUCCGAAAUGUUUUCAGUGUAAUUAUAUGUCAUUUUUUCAAUAAAAUAGUGAUUAAAAAGUGA
Molecule: messenger RNA, 2358 nt
Organism: Silurus meridionalis
Lineage: Eukaryota; Metazoa; Chordata; Actinopteri; Siluriformes; Siluridae
Gene: wscd1a
Product: WSC domain-containing protein 1
Exons: 10
Coding region: 265-1983 (572 amino acids)
Source: RefSeq, a predicted model, not a curated record